CCAGCCGGAGUUUUUUUCCCCCAGCGUCGCACAGCAAAAAUGACGUAACAUCCUCUUUCUAGCAAAACAGGGGAAGCUAAUUUGUUAGCCUCGAAAAUGAGUUUGUUUUUGCCAAAGUUAAUGUGCAAAAAAGACAUCGAUGAAGUUAUCAAAGGCGUAGCAGAAAAAGUGGUAGUUCUGCGGUUUGGGAGAGACGAAGACUCGGUUUGUCUCCAGCUGGAUGAGAUUCUGUCGAAAACUGCACAUGACUUGAGUAACAUGGCGUCCAUCUACAUCGUUGAUGUGGAUAAAGCUCCCAUCUACACCAGAUACUUUGACAUCAGUUACAUCCCCUCCACCGUUUUCUUUUUCAAUGGACAGCACAUGAAAGUGGAUUAUGGCUCCCCAGAUCACACCAAGUUUGUCGGCAGCUUCAAGACCAAGCAAGAUUUCAUGGAUCUGAUUGAGGUCAUAUACAGAGGAGCCAUGCGCGGGAAGAUGAUUGUCCAGAGUCCCAUAGAUCCUCAAAAUAUUCCCAAAUAUGAUCUCCUCUACCAUGGAAUUUAGAUUCAACACAGGCAUCUGAAGAAGUUUUUUCUGAUUUUAUUUAUUUCUUGUGAAAAGGCAGUGUUAUCUUGAUGUUUCCCAUGGAAAAGAGCUGCAUAUAAGCAGAGAGAUACAAUUAAUGUAUGCAAUGUACUUUCUCUGUUUUUAUAAUAAACUUGUACCUUUUA
This is a messenger RNA of Dicentrarchus labrax (European seabass), 713 nucleotides long. It is a transcript of the gene txnl4b, whose product is annotated as thioredoxin-like 4B. The record is from RefSeq and is a predicted model, not a curated record. Lineage: Eukaryota; Metazoa; Chordata; Actinopteri; Moronidae. Bases 97 to 546 code for a protein of 149 amino acids. Gene Ontology annotation, cellular component: spliceosomal complex; U4/U6 x U5 tri-snRNP complex; U5 snRNP. Gene Ontology annotation, biological process: mRNA splicing, via spliceosome. The transcript is spliced from 3 exons.